CACUCGCACCACCCAAAGCUCAAUUAGCUCAAGGCAGCCAAAGCCCAAAGGCAGCCAUGGCCAUGAACCUCGCAACCGUCGCGUUCCUCCUGGCCAGCACUCUCUUCUCCGCCUCGUCGUCGGAGGCGACCACGCUGACCAUCCACAACCUGUGCCCUUACCCGGUGUGGCCGCUCAUCGUCCCCAACUCCGGCUCCGGCGCCACCAGCCCCUUCUUCGACAACUCCGCGCGCCUCGACCCCAACGCGCUCGUAUCCCUCUGCUUCCCGGACACCGUCUGGUCUGGCCGCGUCACCGCGCGCACCGGCUGCGACGGCUCCGGCGCGACCUGCGGCACGGGAGCCGCGCCACCCUCCACCGUGGCGCAGCUCACGGUCCACGGCGACCAGGACCUGGCCGUGUACAGCGUCUCCCUCGUGGACGGCUUCAACGUGCCCAUGGUGAUCAGCCCGCAGGGCGGCGGCGUCGGCCAGUGCCCGCAGCUCGGGUGCGCCUUCGACCUCAACCGGAACUGCCCGCCGGAGCAGAGCGCCAAUGGGGGAGCCGCCUGCCGCGGGCCCCCAGGGUAUUUCAAGGUGCUGUGCCCGCAGACGAGGACGACGCCGGGCGACAAGGAGCCCCUGCCGCAGAACUGCCACGCGCCCGGGGAGCUCAAGAUCGUCCUCUGCCAGCCCUUCAUGCUAUCCCACGGCGCCGCCGUGGAAGCCGAUAGCUAGACCUCGCUUCUGUUCUCUUCUAUUCUCUUCUGCUCGCUUAACUCGCUGUUCUGCACCGAAGCUGUUUGGGUUCGUCGUCUCGGUGUACGUAUGAGUUGAGCCAAAUAAAACUCAAUAAUUGAACUGGGAGCUACUCGCUUUGGAACA
Brachypodium distachyon (stiff brome) is the source of this 863-nucleotide messenger RNA. Its product is annotated as osmotin-like protein. Gene Ontology annotation, cellular component: extracellular region. The record is from RefSeq and is a predicted model, not a curated record. Gene Ontology annotation, biological process: defense response. NCBI's taxonomy places the organism in Eukaryota, Viridiplantae, Streptophyta, Magnoliopsida, Poales, Poaceae. The transcript has a single exon. The coding region runs from base 57 to 716 and encodes 219 amino acids.